Molecule: messenger RNA, 1335 nt
Organism: Penicillium riverlandense
Lineage: Eukaryota; Fungi; Ascomycota; Eurotiomycetes; Eurotiales; Aspergillaceae
Product: putative monooxygenase
Exons: 6
Coding region: 1-1335 (444 amino acids)
Biological process (GO): secondary metabolite biosynthetic process
Molecular function (GO): monooxygenase activity; FAD binding
Source: RefSeq, a predicted model, not a curated record
AUGGAAGCUGUGAAGGUUCCUGAAGAAGCUCGCCUGCGCAUCGUGGUCGUAGGUGCCGGCCUCAGCGGGAUUGCUGCCGCCAUCUCAGCCGCGCUGUCAGGGCAUUCUGUCGAUGUGAUCGAGCAAGCCAAAGAGUUGGCGGAGGUUGGUGCGGGACUGCAAAUUACACCGAACGCGUCUCGUCUUCUUAAAUAUUGGAAACUCCCGGAUUCCGUGUGGGAGUCAGCUGCGGAACCGACGAAGGUCACGGUGCAUCGCUAUUCGGGCGAGAUCCUGGCGCACGAGAGUUCAUUUGACAAGAAUAUUCGGGCAAAGUACAAUGCGCCGUUCGUGGAUCUGCAUCGCGUUGACUUACAACAAGCGCUGUUUGCGCGAGCACAGGAUCUGGGGGUCACAUUUCAUCUCAAUGAGAAGGUUGAGAAGCUUGACUUUGACAAGGUAACUGUGUCCACCGCGACUGGAAACCAGUACACCGGAGACCUCAUCAUCGCAGCUGAUGGGCUAUGGUCUCGGUGCCGCGAGGCAUUUAUCGGCCACAAAGACGAGCCAAUUCCAACGGGGGAUCUCGCGUACCGGAUUGUGCUCACAGCGGACCAAAUCUCAGAUCCAGAGCUGAAAUCGCUGGUCGAGAAUCCCGAGGUGCAUUUCUGGGCUGGGCCUGGAGCGCAUGCUGUGGCUUAUUCUAUUCGUGGAGGCCAAAUGUUUAACAUCGUACUCUUGGUCCCAGAUAAUCUUCCCCCUGGUGUGUCAAGGCAGGCUGGUUCCGUGGAUGAAAUGCGAGAGCUUUUUGUUGGUUGGGACCCAAUCCUUAUUCGCUUCUUGAGCUAUGUCAAUAGCGUCGAUAAGUGGAAGCUAAUGCACCACGCUGAAAUGGAGAAGUGGGUGAACGAUGCCUCAAAUUUGGUUUUCAUCGGAGACUCCUGCCAUCCCAUGCUCCCAUAUCUUGCCCAGGGCGCGAACUCCUCGCUGGAGGACGGUGCUGUUCUCGGUCUUCUACUAGGACAUAUGACAGACAAGUCGCAACUUCCUCGUAUCCUGCGUCUGUACGAAAGCCUGCGCAAGUCAAGAGGCGAAGCAAUUGUCCGGGAGACGUUCAAGCAGAGACAUGACUUCCACAUGCCAAAUGGUGAAGAGCAGGAGAAGCGGGACCAAAUCUUCCUUUCCCAGUUGGGGAAGGAGAUCAACGGAGCAUUCCCUAGUCGGUGGACAUGUCCAGAGGUGCAGCCCUGGUUGUAUGGGUACGACGCGAUCAAAGAGGUGGAGACCGCGGUUACACGGAACAAGGAGUUGUUUUCUACGAAGCCUCGACGACAGAACUGCUGCCAAAUUCUUUAG